Molecule: messenger RNA, 1627 nt
Organism: Drosophila ficusphila
Lineage: Eukaryota; Metazoa; Arthropoda; Insecta; Diptera; Drosophilidae
Product: required for meiotic nuclear division protein 1 homolog
Exons: 1
Coding region: 253-1530 (425 amino acids)
Biological process (GO): positive regulation of mitochondrial translation
Source: RefSeq, a predicted model, not a curated record
UACAUAAUAUUUCUUCAUGUUGAUUUCGGCAAUGGUAUAAAAUAUCUAGCUAUCGUAAAUAUCUAUUCCGAAAAAAGCAGACGGAUAGGGAAUAAACUGCCGCCUAUCGAAUUCGAUAAUCACAACAAAGGACAAUCGGAACGCACCUUGCCGGCUAACUAUUAUAUAUUAUAGCCACUAAAUACGUUACCGAACCGCUCGAGCAGAAAUGGCCAACUAGUUGAUUCUGGAGUAUAAAUCAACGCUUAGGAAAUGGCCAUGAACCUCGCACGCUUGGGACUCGAGCGGACGCUCCUACGCGGCCUUAGAAUGCCCCGCCAGCAACUCCAGUCGCAUUUGAUGAUGAACCGAAGGCGCUGGCUGGCCAGUGAAACCACCUCGGCGGCUGCGUCGGCAGCUUCUGCUUCAUCUGGAGCAUCUAACCCAAAGAAACAAUCACCGUCGCAGGCUAAACCACAGCCGUUGGCCGAGGAACGACUGGAGUCCAUAUUAUCGCCCAUUCGUACCAGGAUCAUACGGAAAAAGCGUCUGGCCAUCGAUGAACUGUCCGCUUUGGGCUUCCUAAACGCGCGCGGCUAUACAACUGCAGAGGAAUACAAUCUGGAGGAUUUGCAAAUAGCACUGCGCCAACAAAAUCUUUACGAAACAAAGCGCUUUUUCUCCACCGACAACCUGGACGUGGAGCAGAAUGUGCUCUUUGUGGCGGCCAAGUAUCCGACGGGCCAGCAGCCGCGAGAGAUAUUCUUCUUCCGCGAGGGUUCAGUGGUUUUUUGGAACUGCAGCGAUAUUGAGACAAACAAUGUGCUGAGUUUCCUGCGCUCCUUCGAGCGGGAAUCGUAUGUGAGUGCUCUGGUCCACGGGGAGAGCGAGGUGAUGCCAUACACGUAUAUCCCGUCGACUGCGGUGGAUGUGGAGGGCGAUCUGGUGGCGGAGAGCAGCGACUUUAAUGGCACGUCGCGGGCAUUCUUUCAAAAUGGCAAGUUCUUUGUGACCGCCGAUACGGAUAGUUUCCUGUAUAAAUACACCUUCUCCAAUGCAAUGGCGCAGUCCAUAAAGCUGGGCAUUUGGGAGGCGACCCUGGAUCGCUACAUAGACUCGAUAGAACAUCUUACUGAGGAUCUAAAACGGGGCCGCCGGCUGAGAAUCUCGCGGGCGGCCAUGUUACGAAAAACUGGGGAACUAUUUGCCCUCCGUCAUGUGAUUAACCUGUCGUCGGAUCUUUUGGAUGCCCCCGAUUUCUACUGGGAUCGCGAGGAACUUGAGGCGCUGUAUCUGCAGGUCUGCUCCUACUUCAGCAUCACGCGACGCACCAAGGUUAUGAACGAAAAGAUCAAUCAUUGCGUUGAGCUGGCCGAAUUGGUUUCACACAACCUAAACGACGCCCAUCACAUCCGGCUUGAGUGGAUGAUCAUAAUCCUGAUCAUGGUGGAGGUGGGCUUCGAGGUGCUGCAUUUCAUCAGCGAUCACAAUGACCCACAUAAGCUGGAAGUCCUUCCUUUAGCGGCUCCUGCCGCCUCGAUUCCCAAAUAGCACAUUGGCUUAUUUGUGAGGUUUUGUAAUAAGUUCGUAUUUUGGCCAAAAUAUAGCAUUGUUACCGUUUGAUUCCAGAUGUCACAAACGAUUUUAA